Messenger RNA from Grus americana (Whooping crane), 3818 nucleotides. It is a transcript of the gene MOB3A, whose product is annotated as MOB kinase activator 3A. Gene Ontology annotation, biological process: signal transduction; positive regulation of protein phosphorylation. Gene Ontology annotation, cellular component: cytoplasm; nucleus. The transcript is spliced from 4 exons. Gene Ontology annotation, molecular function: protein kinase activator activity. Bases 1793 to 2443 code for a protein of 216 amino acids. The record is from RefSeq and is a predicted model, not a curated record. Lineage: Eukaryota; Metazoa; Chordata; Aves; Gruiformes; Gruidae.
AUCUUUCCUUUUUUCGUACCCUCUUUGAGCUGCGUGUGAAAGUCACCGAGAGCUGGGGAGGGGACCGCCUGGGUUUCCUCUGCCCGGAGCCUGGUUUUAGAGUAAGGCAGCACUGAGUGAUCCGCCGUUCCCGCCGAGGGAAGAGGAACGGCAUCAACAGAAACCAGCGUUAGGACUGGAGCUGCGAGAGCAGGGAGCAAGGGGAGAGAACGAGCUCUUGGGAAGGGAGGGCCAGGCCUCGACCCCCCUCACUGGGCCGGCAAGUCGCCUCCUUAACCAGCGUAAUACCGAGCCGCUCCUCUCCUGUCCUUGGGAAUAGCGGAGAAGCUGGAGGUCGGUUUGUGCUCCGGACAGCCUGCCACAGCGUGGGGCUUUCUGCGGUGGUGGCGUGAUCUCGGAUGGCCAAGGUCCUCUCGGACGUGUGCUGUAAUCUUGGCUGGCUGGAAGGGAGGUGUAAACAAAAUGUACUGCAGGUUUGUUGGGGGGGGGAGAUUUUUUUCCCUCAUCUUUGAAGCUUGCAAAUACCAUUCAGGUGCUUUGCAUGUCCCAUAUCCUGAUUGUUCCUAACCUUUCCUUUCUCUUCUGUGCGAAGGCAGCAUCUUAGUGCUGCCCGAGCUGGGACUCCUGCCUGUGGAAGUAGGUGUUGUACGUGUGAUAUCAUCUUCCAGCAAUGUUAGGGAUGCUUUUGGUCUCGGUGCCUUUUUUUUUUUUUUCCUAGAGCUAAGUGUUUCUUUUAGCUCAGUUGCAGUCAAAGACCAUAAUUAAAUGGACUGCAUCUGCUUGAAGUCUUAGCUACUCAUUUUGCUAAUGCCCUCAGACAGAUGCUGAAUCGUCUGAGAGACGGUUGCUGCUGUGUUGAGCUCCCCAGUUCUCAGGAAUGAUGACUCUGCAGGAAGAGGAAGUUGUUUGUAGGACAAGUGCUGCCUCCAUACCAAAUAAACCACGUUAAAAGCCUCUUCACCCUGCUCAAAUGACAAUUUCUUCUGGAAAACGGUCGGGUUUUGCUUCUUGAUGCACGUGGCCAAGCUCAGGGAAUGUUUGGGGUUUUUUCCCUGCGGUUUUGCCGUUCUGUUUCACCCCAUCCUCUUCUCCGUGCCGGGCCCUGCAGCCACGGCCUGACCCCCACUCGAGAAACACGUCCUUGUCCAGCGGGAGGGACGGUGCCUGGCUGCAGUCUCGGGCCAGCACGGAUAUGAGUGCGGUCACAGCAAUCAGGCAGAUCCUACAGAAAAAUAAGUAGGAGCAGAGUUGUACCGUGCUGAGGAUGCUGCCAGUCCUCUGGGGAGCUGUGCGGAGGGCGACGCUCGUGCUUCUUUGUGGCUUGUUUGUUUUAAAGGACAUUUUUCUCCAUCUCCAGUGUAAGGAAAUCAUUGCGUGCAAGGACUUCUCUGGGACUGAUUUCCUGCUGGAAAUAGCUGCAGACUCAGCACCUGCUGUGCACAUUGCUCGUUACUUGGAGGCCAGUCCUGCCGUUGCUCCGGACGUGGCACCGCGACGGGGUGGGCGCAGCUCCCUGGUGCUUCCGCCCCGCCGGGUCGCCUCGGUGUUUUGCUGCAGGAUGUGGUGAGGCUGUGACACAGCUCUCGGUAACCAAAGCUGCUGCCUCGUGCUCAGAUGUCCCUCCAUGUCAUUCGCUACUUCCUCUAACCAUGUGAUCAGGACCAGAUGAGCAGAGGGAGGUUUCUGUGAAGAUCAGAGUCGCCUCAGCCCUGCCCCGGGAAGUGGCCCAGCAGCGCUGUGUCUCCGGCUGUCAUCGCUACGGACCUGGAAAAGAAAGAAGAAGAGAAGAAAAAUGUCCCAUGCUUUAAAGCAAGUGUUCAAUAAAGACAAAACCUUCCGACCCAAGCGCAAGUUUGAGCCGGGGACUCAGCGGUUUGAGCUGCACAAGAAGGCUCAAGCCUCGCUCAACGCCGGUCUGGACUUGAAAGUUGCCGUCCAGCUGCCGCCGGGAGAGGAGCAGAAUGACUGGGUGGCUGUGCACGUGGUGGACUUCUUCAACCGCAUCAAUCUGAUCUACGGCACCAUCAGUGACUAUUGCACUGAGCAGUCCUGCCCUGUCAUGUCGGGGGGACCCAAGUAUGAGUACCGAUGGCAGGAUGAGCACAAGUACCGAAAACCCACGGCCCUGUCUGCUCCCCAGUACAUGAACCUCCUGAUGGACUGGAUUGAGGUACAGAUCAACAACGAGGACAUCUUUCCCACUAAUGUUGGUACUCCCUUCCCCAAGAACUUCCUCCCGGUGGUGAAGAAGAUUCUCUCCAGGCUCUUCCGGGUCUUUGUCCAUGUCUACAUCCACCAUUUCGACAGGAUCACCCAGAUGGGGUCGGAAGCCCACGUGAACACCUGCUACAAGCACUUUUACUACUUUGUGAAAGAGUUCAAUCUCAUAGACACCAAGGAGCUGGAACCACUGAAGGAAAUGACCUCCCGGAUGUGCCACUGAGAUCAGACCUUCCUGCUCCCACCUUGGCGGCUCUUCCGAGGACUCCGAGACCCACUCCUGCAUCGGAGACGUGAUUCAAGGGGAGAACAGAGACGUUUUGUUAAAGAAAUCUAUAUAUUUUUAAUGAGUUUCAAUGUAAAACUGUGAUAUUGCAGGAAUAUUUUUUUAAAGAUGCUCUAGAUAAACUAGUUUUUUAUAGUAAUUUCUAUAAAAAAAAAAAAGAAAAUAUUUUGGGACAGUUGGUGGAAAUGCUCGCUCUUUGAGGAGGGAAGAGCCACCCUGUACUGCCUCUUCCCCUCCCCUCACUGCAGCGGCACCAAGCCAGCCGAGCCAGAUGCUUCAGAUAGAGCCAUGUUGUGUAGCUGGUGCUGCCAUGGAAGCGGUACUUCCCUCCGGACACCCAUUUCCCACCCGUGAAAGGAGAUUGCGUGGGGACUGGGGAAGAAACGCUGCUUUGCGUGGAUCCCCCGGGGUGCUGUUUGGUUCCAGCACCUCUUCCGCUGGCUGUGAGUCCGGUUUUUGGACAGAGCUGCUUUUGUGCUCACCCUCCACUUGGCAUCCUGUCCCCGAGGCUUGGCCCUCCUUGCGUUCCCUCUGACAGAAGUUGGACUUGGGUUCUUUGACAGCUACACCGGUGCAGCCAUUGCUGACGGAGUCUGUGCCAGAGCGCUGCGGUUGUGAAUCGGCCCUUGCCUCUUUACCAGCUCUGAGCUGAGUUCCUCCCCGCGCGCAGCCCAGCCGGGUGCGCUGUCCCCACGGGGGACGGGGAUUCGCACCAGCAGCGUUAGGCCAGGCAGACCUCUGCUUCAUGGGAACGAGCAGAGGGAAGGCACUGGGAUAGACGUGGGGAAGUCUUCUCAAACACCUGUACUUCCCUGUCUCUCUGUGGUACGCUGACCCUGCCGAGAAGGAACCAGGCUGCUUGCCCUCGGGCCUCGCUGGCUGCGUGUGGACUGUUUUCUGCUUCCCAUUAGGGUACGGAGCCUUCUCCCUCUUCCCGAGCAGCACGUCCCGCUCAGCUGCGCACACUCGUAACCAGUCUGGUGUGCAGCCAGAGACCGCUAGCCUUGCCCGCUGCUUGCACGAGCGACUCUGCUGCGUGCCGAGAGCUUUGCGAUGCUCCCGAGGUAGGUAGGUAGGUCUACCUAGGAUUUGGGGGGAGUGGGGGAGCAGGGUUUACAAUAAGAGAAAAGAUUUCUAUGAACAGUGACCAAACUGUACCACUAACCACUUCUUCCUUACAAAGUUUUUCUGUGUCCUGGAAUCUGUGUACAUACGUGACUCUCGUUUCUUGUACUAUCAUUAGGACACUCGUACAAAUACCACUAUAGUUCUUUGAAAUGGAACCAAUAAAUUAUGUUGUAUUUACAUAGCA